Protobothrops mucrosquamatus (brown spotted pit viper) is the source of this 813-nucleotide messenger RNA. It is a transcript of the gene PHETA1, whose product is annotated as PH domain containing endocytic trafficking adaptor 1. Bases 1 to 813 code for a protein of 270 amino acids. Gene Ontology annotation, cellular component: recycling endosome; trans-Golgi network; early endosome. NCBI's taxonomy places the organism in Eukaryota, Metazoa, Chordata, Lepidosauria, Squamata, Viperidae. Gene Ontology annotation, biological process: receptor recycling; endosome organization; retrograde transport, endosome to Golgi. The transcript has a single exon. The record is from RefSeq and is a predicted model, not a curated record.
AUGAAGCUGAACGAGAGGAGCCUCUCUUUCUACGCCACCUGUGCCUCUCCGGCUGACAACACCGGCUUCCUGCACAAGAAGGGCGAGCGCAACACGGCCUACCACCGGCGCUGGUUCGUGCUGAGGGGGAACAUGCUCUUCUACUUCGAGGACCGGGAGAGCCGGGAGCCGGUGGGCGUCAUCAUUCUGGAGGGCUGCACGGUAGAGCUGUGCGAGGCCACCGAGGAGUUUGCCUUCGCCAUCAAGUUCGACUGCCCCAAGUCCCGCACCUACGUGCUGGCGGCCGAGAGCCAGGCCGCCAUGGAGCUCUGGGUCAAGGCGCUCUCCAGGGCCAGCUUUGGCUACCUGCGCCUGGUGGUGAGGGAGCUGGAGAAGCAGCUGGAGGAGAUGCAGAAGGCCAUCCCGGGCGCCCAGCCGGGGCCGAGACGGCGGCUGCUUUAUCGGAAAAACAGAACGGCUCCCAAUUUGGAACUGGCUGUUCUGCCGCGGGAGAAACCGGCCCUGCCCGUUUGCAUCCCCGGGAAAGAGAACGGCUGCGCCUUGUGGAAUAACUCGGAAGCCUCGGCCAGCUUGUCUCCUGCCUGCUCCGGCGGGGCCAAGAGCUACGAUGGGGGGCUCAAGCCACCCCCGUUGCCCCCUCGGAGACGGUCCCUGCCGAGCGGCUCCUGCGGGACCAGCGGCCCGAACUCAGACAGCCCCUCGUCUCCAAGUGCGGUGUGUUUUUCCCGACUGCAUGACUGGUAUGGUCAGGAGAUUGCUGAGUUGCAGAAGGCUUGGCUGGAGGGUCAGAAGGAUAAGGACAGCAGCCUUUGA